GACAGUGUAAAGUGGGUUUGCUAAAGAAUCAUCUUUAUGGCCACGACCCACUACUUGUCUUGUGCCCAUUGCACUUCUCCUUUGCUCUCUUAUCCCCUUCCCCUCAUCUAUAUAUGUAAUCCCACAUCGGUUUCUCUUGUGGGGUUUGAGUGUUUCUGCAGUUUGGAGCAGAAGAUGGAGAGAAGAGGUGGCAGUAUCAGACUCUGCAUUUUGGCUCUCUAUGUCUCUUUCUUGGUCAUUUCUUCAUCUCAUCACUGUGAUGCGAAGAGGGCAAUGCGGACACUGAGAGGUUCCAAGCAUAGCAGUUUGAUCAAGAAGUUGAAUGUGAAGCGUUUGGAUGGCGAUGUGUCGAUGUUGGAUUCAAGGAAGACGAAUACGCAACCUUAUGGUGUGAGUUCGCCAUUCUCUUUGCCACCCUUUGAUUCUCUAGGUCCUAUUCCGUUGCCGGAUACUGCUCCUCCGUUUUGUAUAUAUCCACCUUCUACUCCACAACCACCUUCUACUAUUGUUCCUACCCCUAUUGGAAUCACACCACCCUUCUAUUUUCCACCCGUCGUUCCCAUCCAAGGUCCACCUCCAAGCCCAGUUGGUGUCAUCCCGGGCUCGCCUGAGUAUACUCCGAACCCUAGUCCUCCAGAGGCAUUUCCCGGUCCAAACCCUAAUCCACCCGUGAUCUUUCCCGCUCCGAACCCUAAUCCACCUGAGACGGUUCCUAGCCCGAAUCCUAAUCCACCUCAGAUUGUUCCUAGCCCGAUCGUUGUCUUUCCUGGGCCCCCGGAAUUUACACCCGCUCCACCUUCACCCAACCCACCUUUCUAUGAGCCCAGCCCACCCAAUUAUAGGCCUUCACCUGGUGGUCCUGGCGGAUUUGUUCCAAGCCCACCUCAUUAUGUUCCUACGCCUAGAGGGCCCGGUGGGCCUGGUGGGUUUGUUCCAACCCCACCAUUUCAACCGCCGGUGGUGUUUCCUCCGCCUACCGUCCCACCACCUCCACACAAGGGCCCAAACUUCCCCUUGUGGUGCGUCGCGAAGCCAACGGUGCCCGACCCGAUCAUCGAAGAGGCUAUGAACUAUGCGUGUGGGUCGGGAGCGGAUUGCGCUUCAAUUGGGUCCAGUGGGUCAUGCUUUCAGCCCGACACACUAUUUGCUCAUGCCUCGUAUGCUUUCAAUAGCUAUUGGCAAAGGACUAAGGUGGCUGGUGGCACAUGCGAUUUUGGAGGAACCGCCAUGCUAGUCAGCGUUGAUCCAAGUUAUGAUGGGUGCCAUUUCAUCUAUUUAUGAUGAUUGAAGACAAGACCCUGUUUGGGAGGCACCACCCUUUCUCAUUUUCCUUUCAAGUUACAAACAAAUAAACAUAAAUUUUGCAACUAAACUUAGAUUAUUUUUUUUCAAUUAUGUGAUUUAGGUGCUAGGGUUUUGGAGGGAUUCUUCUUCUACAUUUGGGAUCCGUUAUCAAAUGUAUAAGCUGCUUGGCAGCAUUUCUGAACAAAAUGUAUUAAUAAUAACUUGGAUUAGGGUACACAUAUAUUAUUUAAGCAUGAAUUUUAUUUUAUUUU
This is a messenger RNA of Vitis vinifera (wine grape), 1556 nucleotides long. RefSeq names its product vegetative cell wall protein gp1. The record is from RefSeq and is a predicted model, not a curated record. The coding region runs from base 37 to 1281 and encodes 414 amino acids. The transcript is spliced from 3 exons. Lineage: Eukaryota; Viridiplantae; Streptophyta; Magnoliopsida; Vitales; Vitaceae.